Molecule: messenger RNA, 1931 nt
Organism: Myotis brandtii (Brandt's bat)
Lineage: Eukaryota; Metazoa; Chordata; Mammalia; Chiroptera; Vespertilionidae
Product: dimethylaniline monooxygenase [N-oxide-forming] 1
Exons: 8
Coding region: 43-1635 (530 amino acids)
Molecular function (GO): N,N-dimethylaniline monooxygenase activity; NADP binding; flavin adenine dinucleotide binding
Source: RefSeq, a predicted model, not a curated record
CUUGGCCGCAUUCCCCUGCCCCCCACCCCUGCACAGGAGAACAUGGCCAAGCGGGUUGCAAUUGUGGGAGCCGGGGUCAGCGGCCUGGCCUCCAUCAGGUGCUGCCUGGAGGAAGGUUUGGAGCCCACCUGCUUUGAGAGGAGCGAUGACCUUGGGGGCCUGUGGAGAUUCACAGAACAUGUUGAAGAAGGCAGAGCCAGCCUCUACAAGUCCGUGGUUUCCAACAGCUGCAAGGAGAUGUCCUGUUACUCAGACUUUCCAUUCCCAGAAGAUUAUCCAAACUAUGUGCCCAAUUCUCAAUUCCUGGAAUAUCUCAAAAUGUAUGCAAACCAGUUCAACCUUCUGAAAUGCAUUCAAUUCAAGACUGAAGUGUGCAGGGUAACGAAACGUCCAGAUUUUACUGUCACCGGCCAAUGGGAGGUGGUCACCCUGCAUGAAGGGAAGCAAGAGUCCGCCAUCUUUGAUGCCAUCAUGGUCUGCACCGGUUUCCUCACUAACCCACAUCUGCCACUGGACUCCUUUCCAGGUAUAAAUACAUUUGAAGGUCAAUACUUUCAUAGCCGACAGUAUAAACAUCCAGAUAUAUUUAAGGACAAGAAAGUUCUUGUGAUUGGAGUGGGAAAUUCUGGCACAGACAUCGCUGUGGAGGCCAGCCAUGUGGCAAAAAAGGUGUUCCUUAGCACCACUGGAGGGGCAUGGGUGAUGAGCCGAGUCAGUGAGUCGGGGCUCCCAUGGGACAUGCUGUUCAUGACUCGAUUUCAUAACAUGUUGAGAAAUUCUCUCCCAACUCCAGUUGUGACUUGGUGGAUGUCAAGAAAGAUAAACAGCUGGUUCAAUCAUGCAAACUAUGGCUUAGCACCAGAAGACAGGACGCAGAUGAAAGAGCCUGUGAUAAAUGACGAGCUCCCAGGCCGUAUCAUCACUGGGAAAGUGCUCAUCAAGCCAAGCAUAAAGGAGGUGAAGAAAAACUCUGUCAUAUUUAACUACACCCCAAAGGAACAGCCCAUUGACAUCAUUGUCUUUGCCACUGGAUACACCUUUGCUUUCCCCUUCCUUGAUGAAACUGUAGUGAAAGUCGAAGAUGGCCAGGCAUCGCUGUACAAGUACAUCUUCCCUGCACAUCUGGAAAAGCCAACCCUGGCUGUCAUUGGCCUCAUCAAACCCUUAGGCUCCAUGAUACCCACAGGAGAACUAAAGUUAAAUUGCAUUUUUGUUUGUUUUACAGGUGUGAAUAAGUUGCCACCUCGAAGUGUCAUGAUAGAAGAAGUUAAUGCCAGGAAAGAGAACAGGCCCAGUGGGUUUGGCUUGUGUUACUGCAAAGCCUUACAAUCAGAUUAUAUCACAUACAUAGACGAACUGCUGACGGAUAUCAAUGCCAAACCCAACCUGUUCUCUAUGCUCCUGACGGAUCCACGUCUGGCUUUGGCCAUCUUCUUUGGCCCGUGCACACCAUACCAGUUCCGCUUGACUGGCCCAGGAAAAUGGAAAGGAGCCAGAAAUGCCAUCUUGAACCAGUGGGACCGAACACUCAAGGCCACCCGAACUCGCACUGUACAAGAAUCCCCAUUUCCCUUUGCAAUCUUACUCACUCUCUUUCUGGUUUUGCUUGUGGCUGUUUUUCUAAUUUUCCUAUAAAUAAAAGAUUACCUAAAUGGCUUGUCAGAUGCACAGAGUAGAUUGCUCUGCCUGCCUUUGAAUCUCUGAGAAACACUAGUGAUGGUAGCUGAAUUUCUUGCUGUAUAAAGCUCUGUCUUCAUAAGCAAGGCUGAACAACACAAUGCAACAAAUUAGAAAACUUGUUCAAGUAAAUGUCAGUUGAUUUGUCCAAGGUAUCAGAGCUAAUAAGUGGCUAAGUCAGGACAUAGGUCUCCAGAACAUACAUCCAGGCCUCUUGACGCCACCAUUGAGGCCUGUGGUUUCUAAUGUUGAAA